This is a messenger RNA of Pestalotiopsis fici W106-1, 3492 nucleotides long. RefSeq lists its product as uncharacterized. The record is from RefSeq and is a predicted model, not a curated record. The coding region runs from base 1 to 3492 and encodes 1163 amino acids. Gene Ontology annotation, molecular function: ATP binding; ATP-dependent chromatin remodeler activity. Lineage: Eukaryota; Fungi; Ascomycota; Sordariomycetes; Amphisphaeriales; Sporocadaceae. The transcript has 3 exons.
AUGGAUGAUUGGUUGAAAUAUUACAUCCCGGCGGGAUGCUUACGGAUCGCUAGAGAUGACCUUGAUUCAUCAUGCCAGACCCCGAGAGAUCUCAGCGUGAAAGACUGGCAAUUGUUCACUCUCAAGAGCGAUAAACUGCACGACACUACGUCUUUUCUUGACCUUGAAAUUCAGACAAGUCUGCUGAAUACGCAGCCACUAUCCGCAUUUGUGGACCUGUUUGACCACCGAUGGAUACGUCUCACAAUUCUUGACGAACUCGUCCGUGUCUACAUUUUGCCUCAAGAUGUUCUUAGACGGACGCAAGAAAAGGCCGGCGACACGAGACUGUCCAAAAUGCUCGGCGCACUAUUGAAACAACUGGAUUAUUCACCGGAUGCGUGGAAUGGUACCGCCGAUUCCCUUCCAUAUAGCUAUCCAGCCACGGAUGCCCACGGAAAUCACCACACGGAAAAGGACAUGUCUCUUUUGGAACGUUUCAACCAACUCCCUUCGCCUGACCCACAACUUGACCUCGUCACUCCAGACUCUUUCAAUGCUAUUGCCAUGCAAGGGAUCCUAGACAGCACGUUGGCUGGACUGCAAACUACGCUCUAUGCUCAUCAGAGGCGCUCGGCUGCUGUUAUGCUACAACGUGAGGCGGAGCCUGGCCGGGUGAUUGAUCCUCGAUUACGCAAGGCUUUCGACCAGAAGAAAGAGGCGUGGUACUACGACACUGAUGCGGGUGUCGUGCUUCGUGAACCACGAUACUAUGACAGAGUUUCGGGUGGCAUUCUUGCAGAGGAAAUGGGCUUGGGCAAGACGCUCAUCUGUUUGGCGCUUAUUCUGGCCACAAAGGACUUGCCAACGGAAGCCCCAGAUGCUUUGACAGUUGAAGUUCCCAUCAGACCCCGGACUGGUUCCUUGGUUGAUAUGACUGCAGCUGCCAUCAAUCGAUGCUCUUUCCCCUGGAAACGAUUCCUUGCGUCAUCCCCUUCUCAGCCAGGUUAUUAUGCCGAGGGCUGUGUAAGAGCCUUGGAGUCUUCAGAAAAUAAUGCUUCUUACGAGCUCCGGGAUCCGUUGGUUGAAACUAGAAAAUGUGGCCGCAUUGCAGCUCCAGCAUCUCCCACCGAGAAGAUCCAUUUGAGUCAGACCAGUCUCAUCAUCGUACCGAACAAUCUCGUCAUCCAAUGGCAACAGGAGAUUGCCAAGCAUACCUCGGGAUUAAAGGUCCUGACUAUCGUUGCUACAGCAGAUGCCAUACCGCCAGUCUCUAUUUUGCUAGGCUAUGAUAUACUACUCUUCUCUCAAGGGAAGUUUGAACAUAUGGAAAGACUACGGAUAAGCAUGCCUGGGCAGAGCCAUUCCCCCCUGGAACGUAUAAGGUUCAAAAGAUGCAUCAUUGAUGAGGGUCACAAAUUGGGCUCUUCUCGGAGUUCUACCUGGAAAAGUGACCUGAUGAGCCAUCUCAGCAGGCUUCAUGUUGCCGCACGUUGGGCUAUUACCGGAACACCAUCACGAGGGUUGUAUGGUGUUGGCGUAAAGAGCGCAUCCCAAGAAGCCACGGAAAGCGAAAAAGUCCAACCUCAGGAGUUGCAAUCAAUACAUAAACAAGAGCGAGAUGACCUACAGAGAAUUGGUAAUAUGGCCACCAAAUUCUUAGGGGUCAGACCUUGGUCGAACACGCGGGACGAAGCCGGUGAUACGAUCGCAUCAUGGAACGUUUAUGUGAUGCAACCACAACAUCACAAGAAGAGCAGCGGGCGCCUGGACUGCCUGAAAGCUACUCUGGAAUCGCUCAUCAUCCGGAAUCAACUAUCGGACGUCAGCCAAUUCCUCCCGCCACUUGAGGAGAAAAUCGUUCUACUCGAUGGUUCAUUCCAGGACAUGCUCGCACUAAACUUAUUCUCAAUGAUGAUCAUAUUCAAUUCCGUCCAAUCUCAACGAACAGACCAGGAUUACAUGUUCCACCCGCGGCAGCGCAAAGCUCUUGACCAACUGGUCAGCAAUCUCAAACAGGCAAGCUUUUUCGGAGGGGUGUUUUACUCAGUCGCAGAGAUCCAGAAGUCGUUGGACACGGCCAAGAGCUUCUUGGAAGAGAAGAAAGUGCCCAUAAGUCAAGAGGACCACAGCCUUAUCAAAGAAGCCAUAGCUUUGGGCGAAAUUGCCAUGGGCAAUCAAUUGAAAGCUGUCAGCAACCAGUUUCAUGCCAUGCCUCUAUACAUCGAGAAUUUCCCAGGAGGCAACGGAAGGUCUUGGUCAUUGGACGAUGUAGACACUCACCCCGGCGACCCUGUAUGCACAGAUGCGAGCCUUGUACAUCAGCUCCAAAAGUUCCUCAACCCGUGUCUAGACGCUCCCAUGUCUCUCAAGGUAAUGAUUGACAGUGGUCAAUUGACCCUACGAGGCGAUGCCGCCAGAUUGCAAGCAGCAAAGGAAGCCGCAGAAGCGAGCGAUGACAAGUCGAAUUCAAACUCACAACCCUCUGCUUUGGCUGGGAAUACUCCGAAGGGAGUCGACCAUCAUACAAUCCGCAAGAUGGCUGUGCCCACUGAACAGGCGACGUUGGAUCUCACUGCUGAUAAUGUCGCCAACAUUCAGAUUGCCGAACCCUUAGCCAAAACCAGGAUUAUUUCGACGGUGUCAGCAAAGUUGUCCUAUCUGAUUGAUGCCAUUGUCAAGUACCAAGAUGAGGAACAAAUUAUUGUUUUCUACGAGAAUGACAACGUAGCAUGGUACUUGGCGGGAGCACUCGAAAUUCUGCAAAUUCAACAUCUCAUCUACACAAGAAAGGGCCUCGACGCCAAACGGCGCGCGCAAUACGUCAGCACUUUCACGCGCAACUCCAAGUUUCGCGUGCUGCUGAUGGACAUCAGCCAAGCUGCCUUUGGUCUGGAUAUGCGCAGCGCCUCGCGCAUCUACUUUAUCAGCCCGGUGCUGAACCCGCAGGUCGAGGCCCAGGCCAUUGGUCGCGCCCGGCGCAUCAGCCAACAAAAGCCUGUAACGGUCGAAACCUUGGUAUUGCGUGGUAGCAUUGAGGAAGUCAUGGUCGAGCGCCGCCGGAACAUGACGCAAGCCGAACACCGCCGCGUCAAGGAUAUCUUGGACGACAAGCCCAUGCACGACUGGAUUCGCAACGCGCGCAUCAUGCCAAUGCCCGAGAAUAUUACAGCAGACGAUAGUGUUGCGCAGACGGCCAGGCUCCGGACGCCUCAAUUCGUCUUUGGCCGCGGAUUUGGCAGGGACUCGGAUCCCGACGCGGAUCUCAUCAUGGACAGCCCAACGGCCCUGUCAAAGGCCAAGGGGACGACUGCUGACAAGAGCGGCGAUGGCGGCAAUGUCGAGCGCGCACCGCUACCAUUCAAGCUUGGCAGCGGUCUAAAGAGAAAGCAGUCUCGCUCGUCGACACCGAUGCCGGCAGAAGACGGGGUUGAUUCAGCUGGUGCCGCCGAUGCUCCUCCCAAGAAGAAGAAGAAGAAGGCGGUCCGUGUUGCUUUUGCAGAUGAUGUGUAA